AUGGAGUUUUCAAAGUUUGGCAUCCAAAAACCUGUUACUGCUUUUGGGAAUUUUGAUCCUGAUAAACUGGAACUGGAAGAGGUUCAAAAACUCCCAGGAGAUUCUUUGAAAGAUCUCUGUACCACAUCCCCAAAAUCUUGGAUUGAAGAGGCCUUCAGUAAAAGAGAAUGUGCCAACAUCAUACCCAGUUCAAAAGACCCUCACAGAUGUUCUGCAGGAUGCCAGGUAUGCCAGAAUUUAAUCAGGUGUUGCUGUGGACAACUAAUUGGAGAUCACCCAGAGGUAGACUGUAGCUGGCCGAUAUAUCAGGCUGCCCUUCAGAAAAACAAUGAAGAAUGGUCCGUGCAAAAACACACAAAGACGAGUCCAACUGAUGCAUUUGGGACAAUCAAUUUCCAGGAUGGAGAUCAUACUUACCAUGCCAAGUAUAUCAGACUCUCUUAUGACAGUAAUUUGGACCAGCUGUUGCACCUGAUGGUUAAAGAAUGGCAGAUGGAGUUGCCAAAGCUAGUGAUAUCUGUUCAUGGAGGCAUUCAAAACUUCAAGCUUCCCUCAAAGGUCAAACAGGUUUUCAGCAAAGGACUGGUCAAGGCUGCUGAGACUACAGGAGCAUGGAUAAUUACAGAAGGCAUCAACAGCGGAGUGUCUCGGCACGUGGGGGAUGCUCUGAAAGGCCAUGCCUCCCCGUGCCUGCGGAAGAUCUGCGCUGUUGGGAUCCCUCCCUGGGGCAUCAUCGAGAACCAGAGGGACCUCAUCGGAAAAGAUGUAGUUUGCCUGUACCAAACUCUCUGUAAUCCACUCAGCAAGCUGAGUACCCUCAACAGCAUGCAUUCUCAUUUCUUAAUGGCAGAUGAUGGGACAGUAGGCAAGUAUGGAAAUGAAAUGAUGCUCAGGAGGAAUUUGGAGAAGUACAUAUCACUUCAAAAAAUACACACAAGAAUGGGCCAAGGUGUACCCGUAGUUGGGUUGGUGGUGGAAGGAGGCCCCAAUGUGAUCCUAAUGGUGUGGGAGUACGUGAGGGCCAGUCCAGCUGUCCCUGUGGUGGUCUGUGAGGGCACUGGCAGAGCUGCAGAUAUCCUGGCUUUUACCCACAAACACACGGGUGAUACGGGGGAGCUGCGCCCUCAAGUGAAAGAAGAGGUUAUGGUAAUGAUCCAAAACACCUUCAAUUUGGGGCAAAAACAGUCCAGUCACUUAUGUCACAUUUUGAUGGAGUGCAUGGAGCACAGAGAAUCCAUAACCAUAUUUGAUGCAGAGUCUGAGGAACAGCAGGACAUUGAUUUGGCAAUUCUGACUGCACUUCUGAAAGGUACAAAUAUGUCUGCUUCAGAUCAGUUAGCUUUGGCGUUGGCCUGGAACCGACUGGAUAUUGCCAAGAAACAUAUAUUAGUUUAUGGACAACACUGGAAGGUUGGUGCCUUGGAACAAGCAAUGCUGGAUGCUUUAGUGAUGGACCGUGUAGAUUUUGUGAAGCUAUUAAUAGAGCACGGAGUGAAUAUGCACCGUUUUCUUACCAUAUCUCGGUUGGAAGAGCUUUACAAUACGAAACAAGGACCGUCAAAUCUACUGCUGCAUCACCUAGUUCGAGAUGUGAAACAGAGUACCCUUCCGUUGGACUAUAAGAUAUCACUGAUUGAUAUUGGGCUGGUCAUAGAGUAUCUCCUUGGUGGAGCUUAUCGGAGCAGCUACACAAGGAAACAUUUCAGAAUCCUGUACAACGAUCUCUACAGAAAACACAAGAGAGUGCUUUCCAGUUUUUCUCAGAGCCUGUCUCAUCAUUCCCUUCAUCAGAGUAAUCACUUGGGUAGCAGAAUGGGAUCUACUGAAAAUACUUUACAUUCGCAGUUCUUCAGAACUGCACAGCCUUACAAAUGCAAGGAAAGACCCACUGCUUUCCAUAAGUCUAAGAAGAAGUCAAAAGAGUUUAUAAACUUCGCAGAAGACUAUGAAUCAUCUGGCUUUAUUUACCCCUAUAAUGACCUCUUGGUUUGGGCAGUAUUAAUGAAAAGGCAGAAGAUGGCAAUGUUCUUCUGGCAGCAUGGAGAGGAAGCCAUGGUCAAGGCAGUUGUGGCUUGCAAACUCUACCGGGCAAUGGCACACGAAGCUAAACAGAGCAACAUGGUGGAUGACACUUCAGAGGAGCUUAAGAAGUACUCGAAGGAAUUUGGGCAGCUUGCCUUAGAUGUGCUGGAGAAAGCAUUCAAACAAAAUGAGCAGAUGGCCAUGAAGCUGCUGACCUACGAACUGAAAAACUGGAGCAACUCGACUUGCUUAAAGCUGGCAGUGUCUGUGGGACUGCGGCCUUUUGUAUCUCAUACCUGCACACAGAUGCUGCUGACUGAUAUGUGGAUGGGACGCCUGAAGAUGCGGAAGAACUCCUGGUUUAAGGUCAUUAUAAGUAUUCUUCUGCCUCCCACCAUCUUGAUGCUAGAGUUUAAAAGCAAAGCAGAAAUGUCUCAUGUGCCUCAGUCUCAAGACUUUCACCAGUUCACAUGGUACCAUGAAGAUGAGAGACCACCCAACACUAAAGAUGCCUUGUCUCUGAAGGAUUAUGAUGUGGAGAAGGCACCUCAGAAACCCGAAGAAAGCCAAGUGGACAGUGGACAAGGAAACCUUCCUGGAACUAGAAAAAUCUAUGAAUUCUACAAUGCACCAAUUGUCAAGUUCUGGUUUCACACGAUGGCGUACAUGGUUUUUCUCAUGCUCUUCACAUAUACUGUGUUAGUGAAGAUGGAACCAAGACCCAGUGUGCAAGAGUGGCUUGUUAUUGUUUAUAUUUUCAGCACUGCCAUCGAAAAAGUUAGGGAGGUAUUUAUCUCAGAGCCUGGAAAAUUCAGUCAAAAAGUGAAGGUGUGGAUUUACGAAUACUGGAACUUUACUGAUUCUGUAGCUAUCAUUCUGUUUAUGAUCGGUUUUGGCUUGCGCUGGUUCAACCCACCUGUUCAAACAGCAGGACGGCUACUUUACUGCUUGGAUAUAAUAUUUUGGUAUGCACGACUCCUUGAUCUUUUUGCUGUGAAUCAGCAUGCUGGCCCAUACCUGACAAUGAUUGGGAAAAUGACAGCAAACAUGUUCUAUAUUGUUAUCAUGAUGGCCAUAGUGCUGUUGAGUUUUGGAGUGUCACGAAAGGCAAUCCUUUCACCAGAGGAGCCUCCUUCUUGGACUCUGGCACGAGACAUUGUGUUUCAACCCUACUGGAUGAUAUUUGGUGAAGUCUAUGCUGGAGAAAUAGAUGUCUGUGAAUCCAACCAAGACUGUCCUCCUGGCUCCUUCCUUACGCCGUUCCUCCAAGCCGUGUAUCUCUUUGUGCAGUAUAUCAUCAUGGUCAACUUGCUCAUUGCUUUCUUUAAUAAUGUUUAUUUUGACUUGAAAUCCAUAUCGAACAAGCUCUGGAAGUACAAUCGUUAUCGCUACAUUAUGACCUACCAUGAGAAGCCAUGGCUGCCUCCACCUUUCAUCCUUCUGAGCCAUGUUGGACUCCUCAUCAAUCGCAUUUUCCACCAUCAGCCCCCAAACGAGUUGGAUCAAGAGGAAGGUGAUGUUGGACUAAAGCUGUACCUGAGUGAUGAGGAGUUAAAGAAGCUCCAUGACUUUGAGGAGCAGUGCGUGGAAAAAUAUUUUCAUGAGAAGAAUGAGAGCUUGAGUUCCAGUGAUAGCGAAAGGAUCCGUGUGACGACAGAAAGGGUAGAGGAGAUGCUUUUGCAGCUGAAAGAAGUACAUGAGAAGGUAUUUUAUAUCAAGGAAUCUUUAAUUUCUCUGGACAGUCAGCUAGGACAUUUGCAAGACCUGUCCGCCUUGACUGUGGACAUCCUGAAAGUGAUUUCAGCUGUAGACACCAUACAGGUGGAAGAAGCCUUGCUGGCUGACAAAAAACAUCAUGCCUGUAGGAAACUCCCCCACAGCUGGAGCAACGUGCUCUAUUCCAAGACUCUGAGCAGUCUGGAGGGUCUGCAUGAUAAGAAGUACAACUACUACAGCAUGCCACCAUCCCUCUUGCGGAGCUUGGUGAGGAGUCAGUGGUCAUCAGAGUGCCGAGGUCAUGUUUUGAGGACUGAGGAUAGGAAAGUGAUAGGAGACAGCUCUCGAAAGGUAGAAAUAGAAAGUGACACACUCACUUCGGGGGUAUCUUCUGAGACUAAGUCGACUCCUAGAUAUGGACAAUUUUUGCUGGUUCCACCUGACCAUCAAGGAGGGUCUUUCUCUGAGGAUGUCACCUUAAAUUUUUCUUUUGCAAGCUCUCCUGACAAAUACAGGGAAGGCACAUUAGGGGACAAGCUGCAACGCAGCAUGGAAGCACAGCAAAAUUUGCAGAGGGUCUGCCUCAUUGGAAAAGAGCCAGAAGAUUAUCGAUGGAAUCAGAGAGACUUUGUUAUUCAUUUGCCAAGAGAAAAUACUGGUGGUGUAGCAACUGAUCAUCCUAUAGGUCUCCAGCCAUUACCAGCUCUCUGUGAGAAUGCGACAACCUCCUGUGAUGACAGAGAAGAAACUGAAGGUGGUUAUGUGAACUGGGGAUUCUCUGAAGGUGAUGAAAAGGGGGUUUUCAGCCCAAGGAGGGAAGAAGAGAAACCACUGUGCAUACAUGCCACCUAUAAUAGUGACUGCAAUUGCAUAGGUAGUCCUCUCAGGCACGUCCAGAUAAAAGAAUCACAGUCCUUCUCCUAUAACUCCAACAAGUCAAGACACAUCAGUGAUGUCUCUGAGAAAAAGCUGAAACGCAGCACCUCCAUCUGGAUCAGCCCACUUUGGAGGGACUGGAGCUUCCGCAGGAGCAAAAGCUUGCAGUCCUGUAAGGAAGAGAAAAGAGAGAAAACCUGCAAGGCCAUAGGUGACUCCUCAUUAUCUAGUGAGCUACAACACAGUGGGGUAACAAAAGCAAAACAACGAAACAGAGAAAGAAAGUCUCCAAGGGAAAAGAAGAAGCAAAAACUCCUUCAAGUGCCGGUGAUUACAGUGGAUGAUUGUCCUCAGAGCACCCAAGUGAGUUCAGAGCCUGCAGAGACCAAUGUCUGGAGUGAAGAGAAACACAGCAAGAACUGGCUCACUGUGUCUAAUUUCAACCAGCUAAGUUUGGAACGUCUUAAUUACAUGCACCAAAAAAUGAAAAAUCAAGAAGUUAAUAGGCAUACUAUACCAGUGUGUGAUUACCUGAGGCAUUCUCGAGAGAAUUUAAGUAAUAGCAUGUUUGGAAACACUCAGAAAAAUACUCUGAACAGGAACUCCUCGUUGAGAAGUUCAGAGGGAACUGACAAUAUCUUUGCCUGCUUGAAAUCAUCUCAAGAUCUGCACCAUCAUUAUUCAGCUGUUGAGAGAAAUAACUUAAUGAGGCUUGCUCACACCAUACCAUUUACACCAAUCCAGCUCUUUGCUGGAGAAGAAGUGACAGUCUAUCGGCUAGAAGAGAGUUCACCUAUGAACCUCGACAAAAGCAUGUCUUCCUGGUCCCAGCAUGGUAUGGCUGCAAUGAUCCAAGUCCUGUCGCGAGAGGAGAUGGAUGGUGGUCUGCGGAGAGCCAUGAAGGUCAUUUGUACUUGGUCUGAGAAUGAUGUAUUAAAGUUGGGACAAGUCUUUAUUGUGAAGUCUUUUCUGCCAGAGGUGGUUCAGACCUGGCAAAAGAUCUUUCAUGAUGGCACAGUGCUACAUCUCUGCCUGAGGGAGAUACAACAGCAAAGGGCUGCCCAGAAGUUAAUCUAUACCUUCAAUCAAGUGAAGCCUCAUACAAUUCCAUAUACUCCAAGGUUCCUGGAAGUUUUCCUCAUCUACUGCCACUCAGCCAACCAGUGGCUGACCAUUGAGAAGUACAUGACUGGUGAGUUUCGGAAAUACAACAACAACAACGGAGAUGAGAUCACUCCCAGCAGCUUGCUGGAAGAAGUGAUGCUGGCCUUCUCCCAUUGGACCUAUGUGUAUACUCGUGGGGAACUCCUUGUCCUGGAUUUGCAAGGUGUUGGAGAAAACCUCACUGAUCCAUCUGUGAUAAAACCUGAAGACAAGAAAUCUGGAAAAAUGGUAUUUGGACCAGCAAACCUAGGAGAAGAUGCAAUAAGAAACUUCAUUGCAAAACAUCAUUGUAACUCUUGCUGCAGGAAGCUGAAACUUCCUGAUUUGAGAAGAAAUGACUACAUACUGGAAAGGCUUGGUCCAGCCUUUGAAGGAGAAGCAGAGAAAGGAGGCGCUGAUGGCAAGGACGAGCCCUUGGAAUACGACACGCGGUUGUGA
This is a messenger RNA of Rhea pennata, 6216 nucleotides long. It is a transcript of the gene TRPM6, whose product is annotated as transient receptor potential cation channel subfamily M member 6. Gene Ontology annotation, molecular function: ATP binding; protein serine/threonine kinase activity; monoatomic cation channel activity. The transcript is spliced from 39 exons. Gene Ontology annotation, cellular component: apical plasma membrane; plasma membrane. Bases 1 to 6216 code for a protein of 2071 amino acids. Gene Ontology annotation, biological process: metal ion transport; monoatomic cation transmembrane transport; protein tetramerization. The record is from RefSeq and is a predicted model, not a curated record. NCBI's taxonomy places the organism in Eukaryota, Metazoa, Chordata, Aves, Rheiformes, Rheidae.